Molecule: messenger RNA, 2628 nt
Organism: Zophobas morio
Lineage: Eukaryota; Metazoa; Arthropoda; Insecta; Coleoptera; Tenebrionidae
Product: RNA-binding protein Ro60-like
Exons: 7
Coding region: 216-1850 (544 amino acids)
Cellular component (GO): ribonucleoprotein complex
Molecular function (GO): RNA binding
Source: RefSeq, a predicted model, not a curated record
CUGCAAACGUCAACCGCGCUGUGUCAACUGUCAAAUGUCAUCCCCUUUCUUGUCAUAUGUUCGCCCGUUGUAUGCGCUUCAGUUAAUUUUUUCCGUUUUUAUUUAAGAAAAAUCAAACAAAAACAACCUCCAAUAAGUCAUAAAUCGCAAACUCGGUAAAAAUUUCAAAGCAGCAGCUGCAAUAUUUCUAAAUCAGGGACACUUAAGGCAGUGCAAUGGGUUCUCACCAGGACCUCGCCCAUGAAGAACGAAUGAAGCGAUUUUUGUACACUUGUAACUACCAUGGGGCUUACAUCACAGGCAACUCUGAGAGACACAUUUGCAAAUUUACAAGUUCCUUACUUUUCAACUGGGUGGAGACAGCACCGGAUGAUUUUUUUAAGAUAUUAUUGGCAGCCAGUGAAGAUCCGUUGCUAAUAAAUCGAAUAAGUUUGUUCUACAUUGCUGCGGAAGCCCUACUCAGUCCUACUCUACCCAUAGAAAUCAAACUAGAUGUCAAAAAAGUAGUGUUCAAACUUAUGAAAUCAGAUGGGGAAUUUUUUGAUUUCAUUAAGUAUUACACGCUCCUAGGCCCCAAAAAGAAACAGAAAAUCACCACCAGUGUAAGAAAGAUGAUUGUGAAGUUUUAUCAAGAUAAAACGCCACAGGAGUUCUUGGACUGUGUUACAAAGCAAGAAAGUUAUCAUGGGUGGAGCCACAAAGACCUGAUAAAGUUGUGCCACUACAAAACUAACAAUGUUUUGUGUGAGCCAGUUUUGAAGUAUGUAAUGUUCGGAGCUAAACACGUUCCGGAAAGUGGGGAUGCUGAAAUGACACCAAUUAUCGAACACUUGAAAAAGAUUCACGAGCUACGAACAACUGAAGACGUCCCACGAGCUGUCGCUCUUGUCAAAGAGCUGCAUGCCAACGUAGACCAAAUUAACUCAAAGUUGAAUAAAAAUGAAGAAGUUUGGAUGGCUGCUAUCCCUGAAAUGAGCACCCGGGAAGUUUUACAGUGCCUGUACAGGUUUUACAAGUUUGGGUUUUUGAAAGCUGGGAGCCAGUUUCAGAGUAAAGUAAUCGAAGCACUGACUAACUCUGAGAACAUCAAAAAGUGUAACUUACACCCAGUGGAAGUUUAUAUUUAUUUGAAGUUUUUUGAAAAGGGUGGAAAAACUAUGGACCCUAAACUCAUUGAGUAUUUACAGAAGAAAGAUAUCAGAGAAGAAACUCUCAAAAAACUCACCACACCUUCAGAGCCAAAAUGUAAACCAGUCAUCCAAAACAUCAACAAAUGUUUGAAGUUGUCGUACGACAAUGUCAAACCCAUGGGCAAAAAGUUCAUGGUAACAGUAGAUGUUACAGAGAAGGCAGAAGAAAUGUGUUUCCACAACAAGAGGAUCAGUUUUCUUGAAGCGGCCGUAACUGUUAUAAGAUUUUUAACCAAAGUGGAGAAAAAUGUGACCGUGGCGGUGUUCAAAGACAGCCAAAUCAACUUUGUGGACGUCAGCAAAUCGCACUCCGCCAUCGAGAAACUACAAGAACACAAAGCCACUUACAUCCUCCCCACAGCCCCCAUAGACUGGGCCCGAAAUAAAAAGAAGCAAAUCGACGUUUUCAUCAACUUCAUGGGCUGCAAUUGGUUGACAGAUGUACCCACAGAAGUGAAAGAGAAAAUGGAUAAAUUGCCAGAGGCGUUGAGCAAAUACACCAAAAAACUAAAGUCACCAGACACCAGGGUGGUGAAGUUCUUCCUGGGCGGCCCGAGUGCUUCGUACGCCGAGAACAGCAAAAACAUCCUCGCGAUCGCAGGUUUCACCGCCGAUGUUCCUAGACUUUUAGAGGCCUUUUGUAGAGGGCAGUUCUGCUAGGAAAUUUCGAUACUUCCCUCCUACAAAGUGUUCAAUCAAAUCUCAAUAUUUUGUUAUCGAAUUUUACAAUAUUCUGUGUUAAUUUUUCUCGAACCGAACGAAUCGACGACUUCGCGCUGAUGCAGUUUCACUAGGUUAAUGUAGAUAGGCGUGUUAGUGGGAUAAUUAUUUUUUAUAAGAUUAUUUGUUAGGUUUCAUUUUUAUUGCAUAGGAACAUAAUCAGGGCUUUUUUUAGUUCGACACGUUAUAAGCUGUGUCCGUCUGUUGUAGUUAUUAAACAUAUAUUCGCCAUCGAAAUUCACGAAAUUUUAGUUACCAUUGUACUGGUUGUUCGAAAACCAAAAGGAGUUCAGUAUUUAUUUUUGUACGGAUUUUUUCGAGGUUUUGUUAGUUGUAGGACUCACAAUGUGUUGCUUAUGUUAACGAUAUUAUAGUUACUAGGUAAUAUUAACCGGUAACGGGGCUCCCGAGCGUGUCCGUGUCAAAUUAUACCUGGGUGCCUUCGACGCGGACAGGGAGACCGUUUAAGGAUAGUCUGAUUAAGCGGAAUAACAAUGAAUUGAGGUUAAGUUUAUUUAAUGAUUAUCCGUUGUUUUCUGAUUACCAAUUCUGCGAUCAAUCUUGGUGAUAAUUUUUAUAAAUUGUCUGUGAAUGCAUUUGUAAUAUCCGAACGUUAUCAUGUUACAUAUUAGAAUUAUCAUUGGUUUGACUCUUAUUUAUUUUUGAUACAUGUCUGUGACUUACAUGAUAAAAACAUUAAUAAAGACUUACAAAAUUA